AUGGAUGAAGCUUUGAGUGUGAUGAAUACAAUCAGGACUUAUGAAAGAGCUUCUGGACAAUUAGUUAACUUAGAUAAGUCAGAGGUCAUGUUUAGCCAAAAUGUGCCAGAUAACCAGAAAGUUAUGAUCCGUGAGAGGAUGUGUGUUAAGGCUGUUGCGACUCAUGACAAAUAUCUGGGUUUACCUACCAUCAUUGGAAAGUCCAAGAAGCAAGUCUUUGAAAGGGUACAGGAAAGGAUGUGGAAAAAGCUCAAAGGUUGGAAGGAGCAAACUUUAUCUAGAGCGGGCAAGGAGGUUCUGCUAAAAUCAGUUGCUCAAGCGAUUCCUACAUAUAUUAUGAGUUGCUUCAGAUUGCCAGUAGGGGUGUGCCAGAAAAUGGAGACAAUGUGUGCAAAAUUUUGGUGGGGCCAACGGGAAAAUGAAAGGAAAAUCCACUGGAAUAGCUGGAGGAAUUUGUGCAAACCCAAAUCACAAGGGGGACUUGGCUUCCGGAAUAUAGAAGACUUCAAUACAGCACUUCUGGGUAAGCAGUACUGGAGGAUCCUUUCAAAUCCUGAGUCGUUGCUAGCACGCAUGUGGAAAGCUAGGUACUUCCCUAGGACAUCUAUCCUGGAGGCUUCUUUGGGACACAACCCAAGUUACUCUUGGCGUAGUGUAUGGGGGGUACAUAAGGAGAUGAAGGAGGGGUUGAAGUGGAUAGUUGGUGAUGGAAGGGAGAUUAAAAUUUGGGGUGAUGCUUGA
Molecule: messenger RNA, 741 nt
Organism: Lotus japonicus
Lineage: Eukaryota; Viridiplantae; Streptophyta; Magnoliopsida; Fabales; Fabaceae
Exons: 1
Coding region: 1-741 (246 amino acids)
Source: RefSeq, a predicted model, not a curated record